This is a messenger RNA of Anthostomella pinea, 1626 nucleotides long. The record is from the annotation of a GenBank genome assembly. Lineage: Eukaryota; Fungi; Ascomycota; Sordariomycetes; Xylariales; Xylariaceae.
AUGAAGGCGUGGCUGUCGGCGUUGGUGCUGCUGGGUCUGUCUCUUUGGACGUCCCAGGCUUUGGAGGUCCAAAUAGACAACACGGAGGAGAACAGGCAAAAAUGCGCUGGCAUGUACAGCAAGUCAGAUUGGGGCGGUCCUGAAGACCCCGUUAUCCUUACCGUCUUCCCGAACGUAACUGUCGAAGGCGAUGACGACCCGAUCGUCAGUCUGGUGAUAUUCGAGUGGAAGGACGAAGACCUUAUCGGUGUUUACCCUGACCCGGAUGCAUAUCAAAAAGGGCUGAUCUGCGACCCCGAUAACGUGGCCAGUGGCCUUUGCGACGAGUCGAACCUUGGCGAAUGGAUCUUAGCAGCGAAUGCUACUGGGAAGUCAACAAACCUGAUCCUGACUCAAGCCAUGCACCUCAAGUCUUCGUUGCCGAUCAACUAUCCCAUCAAGAAGACCGGCUAUUACUGCGUCGCAGCUUUUGGCUACAAUACCGAUGAAUUCAUGGGCGUUGUUGAGUUCCGGGAGGCUUACGGCGAGCUCCCCGCGACCCAAAUUCCGAAGCUACCGUUCUACGGAGGAAUCACAAUCCUCUAUGCGGUAGUCGUGGUCUUCUGGGGUUUCCUUUACUACCAGCACAGAUACGACAUCUUGCCUGUGCAGAAUUACAUCACUGCAAUUCUCGUCUUCCUCGUAGUCGAGAUGUUGAUGACUUGGGGCUUCUACGACUAUCUAAACAGGAACGGAUCCAAUGUUGGAGCCAAGGUGCUCCUCGUUGUGGUGGCCGUCUUGAAUGCUUUCCGCAACUCAUUCUCGUUCUUUCUGCUACUUAUCGUGUGCAUGGGCUACGGUGUUGUGAAGCCGUCUCUAGGCAAGACAAUGGUAUAUGUGAGAUGGCUGGCUAUCGCCCACUUUGUGUUUGGUCUAGUCUACGCCAUCACAAGUCUCCUGAUCUCACCAGAUACUGCUGGACCAUUCGUUCUUCUCAUCGUGCUUCCAUUGGCAGGCACCUUGACUGCCUUCUACGUAUGGACGCUCAACUCGCUGAACUUCACACUCAAGGACCUACGCGAGCGUAAGCAGACCGUCAAAGAAGCCAUGUACAAGAAGCUGUGGUGGUGCAUUUUGACCAGCAUUCUUGUAAUCUUCGGCUUCUUCUUCUUCAACUCGUUCUCGUUUGCUUCAGCAUCCGACCCCGACUACGUCCCCUUCCACUGGAAGUCGAGGUGGUUUAUACUUGACGGUUGGUUGAACUUGGUUUAUUUCGCCGAUGUGGCUUGGGUCGCGUAUGUUUGGCGACCCACGGCCAACAACCGACGGUUCGCAAUGAGUGACGAGAUUGCUCAGGACGAGGAUGGUGGAUUCGAGUUUGCGGACGUGGGAGCGCCAGACGACUCAGACGAUGAUGAGGAGGCGAACAUCGGCAAAACAGACCCAAACCCGUACUUCGCGGCAGCAAACACGAGCCAUGCGGCUUCACAGGGCUCGCAGAACAGAGCGCCGGCGAAACUUGAGUCACCGCGGGAUUCGUUCGAUGGGGAGACAAUUUUCGCCGUCGGCGAGGACGGUGACAAAUUCAGCGAUGAUGAGGAAGACGGGCAUGGGGAGGGAUCAAAUCUUGUCGGAGCCAGGAAAUAA